CAGCUGAUUGAAAUAUAUAAAUAUUUAGCAAUUUGUUUUUGUGCCUGCUAACGAAUUUCGCUUCCAUUUAUUGCAAUAAAAAGAUAUAUAUUACAAAUAGAGGCAUAGUGGUCCAGUAACAGAUUGCACAUAUCAUGCUGCAACGCAGAGAAAAGAGAGCUCCUCCUUUCAAUUUGAAGAGAGUUGUUUCCAACGGGGAAGUUGCCUAGAAAAGUUCAUCAACAAUCCAUAAAAAUUUCAUCACUCUGAUGGAGAAACAUGUUCAGUUCUGAGUGAAAACUGCAACGACACUGCAACUGGAUGUGAUCACGACCAGCAGAAGUAGGUGAAGCUAUCUGAGGAGUGACAGCACCCAAUGCGCCAGUAGCAUUCAAACCGAAGAAUUCCCCGAUUGUGACCACUGCCAUGUCCGUGUCCCAGGAGAAUUACACCCGCCGGGAGCUGUGAUGGAGCGCUAGGUUCUGGCCAGGAUGUGGCCAGCCGCCCUGACACGCCUGCUGAGACGCCGGAUUGUGUACAUCGUGCUGGUGGUACUGCUGCUCAUCUACGGAUUCGGACACAUUUUCGAUCGGGACUCAUUUUCCGGCCUGCACUAUGACGAGUAUAUGGUGCAGCGCACCCGACCGCUCCUGUGGACGCAGCAGCUCCUGGCGCCGGAGGAGCAGCUCAAUCGCACGCGCGGCGAUCCGGAGGCACACUGCCGCAACUCUGUCCAGGGCCGCCAAUGGCUGGCGGACGAGCGAGGAUUCGUGUGCCGACGCGAGGAGGUGCUAACCAACGGCUGCUGCAACCUGGAGCUGCCCGGCAUUGGAUACUACAGCUGCCGCACGUGCAAUACCAGCACCCACUGUUGCGGUGUUUACGAGUAUUGCGUCUCCUGCUGCCUGCACCCCGGACAACAGCCGCUGCUGGAGCGCGUCCUGCAGGCGCCCAACACGCCCAAGUACAUCUUCGCCAGCGUGACGGACCACUUCGAGCUGUGCCUGGUCAAGUGCCGCACGAACUCGCACUCCGUGGAGCACGAGAACAAGUACCGCGAUCCAGCGGCCAAGCAUUGCUAUGGUCUAACCGAGGCGCACGAAUCCCAGCGUGAUGUGGCGCCCCAGGGAGCCAGUCGCAGCUGACCACUGCGUCCACCUUCCACUGUCCACCGUCCAGUGCGAUGACUCUGCCUUGUGUACAACGUUUUCGGCCGCCACACAUAGACGUUCAACGGAUGAGCUUUACCUCGAACUGGAAAUGAGAAAGUUUUAAGUCAUCAGCUGGUUCGUUGGCAAUAUUUCUACUAAGUCAGGGAUCGCUUUAGGCUAGAAGUAAUACGUUUUCUCUCUUAUUAACUGCUUAAUUAUCGUGAAAAGUUCAUUAAUAACAACUAUAGAAGAUAAUCGAACACACUUUUUUAAACUAAAUCGAAUUUAGUUUGUAUCUUUAGCCAACUUAGAUAUUGUAUAGCUCUCUUUUAUGUUUAAUGGCUUUAAUUUCAUUUUAUAACGCAAUAUAAGCUAUAGAAAUGUGCAAUUUUCGUAUUUUAGCGUAAGUAUAAUACGAUUGAUUA
Molecule: messenger RNA, 1555 nt
Organism: Drosophila mauritiana
Lineage: Eukaryota; Metazoa; Arthropoda; Insecta; Diptera; Drosophilidae
Product: UPF0454 protein C12orf49 homolog
Exons: 2
Coding region: 471-1124 (217 amino acids)
Biological process (GO): positive regulation of SREBP signaling pathway
Source: RefSeq, a predicted model, not a curated record